AAUUGCUGAUAAAAGUCCCGGUAGUUGAUGGAUACAUAUGGAGACCAAAAAUGUUAUACCUGAUACCAUGUUUAAAGACCCAAAUAUCCACAAUGUACAAAAGGCCGGGUUUUGAACAGCUUUUAAGAAAAUGGGUCGAUCGUGAUGUUGGGCCUGGAAU
Messenger RNA from Funneliformis caledonium, 160 nucleotides. Lineage: Eukaryota; Fungi; Glomeromycota; Glomeromycetes; Glomerales; Glomeraceae. The record is from the annotation of a GenBank genome assembly.